AUGUCAUCAGACCGUCGAUCUUUUGACUAUCCAUUCCAUCUCGACGUUCAGACGAGGUGGAGCGAUAAUGACCAGUGCGUACAGCCAUGCCUUCACUACACCACCAGCUGACGCCAGCAAGCGCCCCUGCCCCACCAUCACAGGUAUGGCCACAUGAAUAACAGCGCCUACUACUACGUUUCCGACAGCGCCAUCAACGCCUACUUGGUCCAGAGCUGCGGCAUAAUGCCAUUCCUUGAGGGUGAUGCCGCGAACAAUGUCCGAGCCGAUUCUGCGGCGAGUCUGAUUGGCCUCAUUGUCUCCUCGUGAGUGUGUCUGUCUCCUACACCGCAUCAUUUCUCAUCCAACUCACCCUGUUGCAUCUCUGCAAGCUCCGCAACGUACCACGCCCCCGCAUCAUUCCCCUCCAAGCUGCGAGCAGGCGUCCGCGUGCUGCACCUCGGCAAUAGCAGCUGCCAAUACGAAGUGGGCAUCUUUAGCCUACCUUCGACAGCCUCUGCUCUACCGCAAGACGCACAAGCAGCUGUGCUGAUCCGCGCAACGCACGUUUUCGUCGCAAGAGACUCCAGGAGACCGGUGAAGCUCAUGCCCGAAGAGCUGCGGCAAGGAUUGCUGAAGCUCAAGAACGAAAGAUGGGCCGAGCAGCAGCAAACCGCAAAAUUGUGA
Molecule: messenger RNA, 666 nt
Organism: Ceraceosorus bombacis
Lineage: Eukaryota; Fungi; Basidiomycota; Exobasidiomycetes; Ceraceosorales; Ceraceosoraceae
Source: the annotation of a GenBank genome assembly